Lymnaea stagnalis (great pond snail) is the source of this 22729-nucleotide messenger RNA. Lineage: Eukaryota; Metazoa; Mollusca; Gastropoda; Lymnaeidae. The record is from the annotation of a GenBank genome assembly.
AUGUUGUUUUUCUUUUAUCAAAUAGGAACUGGGAAGACAUUAGUAGCAAGAGCUCUUGCAAAUGAAUGUUCACAUGGUGAUAGAAGAGUUGCAUUCUUUAUGCGCAAGGGAGCAGAUUGUUUAAGUAAAUGGGUUGGAGAAUCUGAAAGGCAAUUAAGACUUUUGUUUGACCAGGUAACUUUUUAAAAAAUAAUAAAAUUAGAGCUUUAAAAUAAAAAAUUAUUUUCCCCACAAAACACUUCAUGCUUUUGAUCAGAGAAAACAAUUAUUGUGGUAAUUAUAAUUUCAAUCAGUUCACUUUCGGAAAACUAUUACCAGCCAAGACAAUUAUUUUUAUCAAAGAAGGUAUGUAUUAGAUAAGAUUUCCCCUUGCAGCAUCCAAGUUUGUCCCAACAUGACAUAUAUCAAAUUCUAACGAUUGCAGUGCAAAAUAGUGAAUUUUUUUUUCACUAAGUACCAAUUAAGUUGAGAAACUACUAAACAGUUAAUAAACAUAAUUAUCUUAGAUCACCAUUCAGUAACCAUUAGAAAAGAAUUCUGCAAAAGAUUAUUACUAAAUGAGUUAUACUGGUUAACAUAAAUUUCCCUAGAUGUUUAAUAAUGUUACAUUAUGAAUUGUAUUGUGAUGAAACCAUUGCACCCUGUACAGUUUGGGAACAUCUGCAUUGAAAAGUAAAUUUGCUUAAGGGCCCCUUAUAAAAAGCAGUUAAUAACACCUAUCUCCGCAAAAAAUUAAUAUAUAUAUAUAUAUAUAUUUUGAAGAUGCAAGUUCAUACAAAAACUUUUAUUUUAACUUGUAGUACAAUAGUGAAGUAUUCCUACUUAAAUAAAAUACAUUCAUACCAAUUGCACUUAUUUAUUGUUUAAAUUAAAAGUUUUAGUUAAAGUAAAAAAAAAUUCAUUCCAUGUUUAAAACUUUCAGGCUUACAAGUUUCGCCCAUCUAUAAUUUUCUUUGAUGAAAUUGAUGGCUUAGCACCUGUAAGGUCAAGUAGACAAGAUCAGAUUCACAGUUCCAUUGUAUCCACUCUACUCGCUUUGAUGGAUGGGCUUGACAGCAGAGGAGAAAUAGUUGUAAUUGGUGCAACAAAUCGUAUAGAUUCUCUAGAUCCUGCCCUUAGACGCCCUGGUCGAUUUGAUCGAGAGUUUCUGUUUUCAUUGCCAUCUCUAGAGGUAGAUAUAUAUUAUUAUGAAUAAUUGAAAUGAAAAAUUAUGUAAAACUUGUUUAAACUCCCAGAUUUAUGGCGUAUUACUUGCUGUUUCAGGCGCGCAAGCAGAUUUUGAACAUUCACACUGCCAGCUGGACACCCAAGUUGAAUGAGCAAUUUAUCUCUGAACUAGCUGAGAAAUGUGUUGGUAAGUUUAAAAAUUAAAAUGUUACAAAUUGGUCCACAGACAAAAAUACAUUCAAAAUUCAAUUUUUAAAUAUGUUACUUUUAAAAUUUAGGCCCAGAAUGGUUAAGUAUGGCACGUUUUUUAUUAGGUUCUCUUUAAUAGACUUUUUGAGAAGCCCAAGUUUUUUUCAAAGCAAACAUGUGGAAUAACUGGCUUUUAUAGGAAAUUUUAGACAAAUUUUUUGUCUCUACCAAACAACUGUCCAUCUGGAUAAAGAAAUUGAAGUGUACUAUUUGUCCAUCAUCCCUGUGUCACUACAGCCCAAGUAGGGCUUUGGCCUGCCUCUCCACUUUGAUGCUUUUCUUUUCAAUGCUUGGCUUCCCAGCUGCAGUAAAUCCCUCUCAAUAUCAUCCAUCCAUCUCAGCCUAGGUCUGCCUCUGUUUUCCUCUGGGUUUUUGGUGGUGCAACCGACUCAACUCCUCUGUCAUUUGGCAUUCUUUCUAAAUGUACAGCAUAGCCUGCCCUUUUUAUUUCUGCUACUAGUGUGUAAAAAGUGGCAACCAGUUGGAUUUUGCCCACAGGUUUAGUUUGCCAAAUAAUUUCAAUGCCAUUAAAAUAUUUGUCUUUGCAAAUUUUCAGGUUAUUGUGGUGCAGAUCUGAAAGCUCUAGUUACAGAAGCUGCAAUGUUGGCGUUACGUCGCAGGUAUCCACAAAUCUAUUUCACAAACGAAGCAUUGCAGUUAGAUGUUACUUCAAUCAAUGUGUCAGCAAGAGAUUUUUUUGAGUAAGUUUUUUUUAUUUUAGCCUUAUUAGGAUUGUCUUCAAAAACUGAGCUAAGUACUUCUAUUUAUAAUUUUCAUUAUUAAAACAGUAACCCUAUAUUUUAAUUUUCUUGUAGAAACUUUAGUUUCAAUAAUGGUUGUUAUUUAUGUUACCAAACUGGAAGUAACCAUUUUAAUUUCAAAUUGAAAACAUACAAUAAAAAUGACAUGAUUAAUUAUAAUUGUUCUUUUUUUUUUUUUGCUGUAACCUUCUUUAAAACACUGAUUUCUUUAUUUCAGUGCUGUAAAUAAUAUUAUUCCAACAUCCCAGCGUUCUGCCAACUCACCAGCUCGUGCAUUGCCACCUAGAGUGUAUCAUUUACUUCAUCGUCAGUUUAAUAUAGCUUUGAAACAGCUUAGUGACACAUUCCCACCUUGCCUUGCCCAGAGCUCAACUUCAGAUAUGGCAGGUAUAGAAUAAAAAUUUCUUUGUACCUAUAUUUUUACUUAGGACAUUUUUUUUUAUUACAUUAUUUUUUUGUACCAUCUGACUGUUAAUAAAAUUCCAAAAAUCCCAAUUACUAAUCAUUUGGUUGGUAUAACAUAAAUUCAUUUAGGUUAACAAGGGAAAAGAAAUUAAUAGAUUGAAUUUAAAAUAUAUAUUUUUAAACAUAAGAUUAACUUUUUAUUUUUUGUUAUUUGCCUGUUAGUCUAUAAAUUACACCUUAAUCUUUUGAAACUCAUUUUUUGGGGGGAAUAAUAAAGUUAUUCUUAAAAAGAAUAUUCUCGAAUGCAGGUAGUAUAAAAAAUAUUUAGAGUUUGUCGAACUUCUUAUCAUUGAUUGAUUGUGGACUAUAUGAACAAUAUUUUGGUUAUUCAAGAUAGUAAUCAGGGGCAAUGAUAGGGUCUCUGAAACCUAAAUAGUUAUCUGUAACUUGAAACAUUUUGAUUUAAUUAUUUUAGCAACUUCAAGUCAAGUGCAACUCCUUGCUGAGAAUGGUAUUAUAUGGGAUGAGUUGGCAAGUGAUGAAGAUGAGGAUACACCUUCAAUUUUUAUAACACCCUCAAAUAAAGGAAAAGCAUUAAGGCGCAACAGUGAUCAAGGGUCCAGUAAAUCACCAACUUACCUCAAAUUCUCUAGGUAAUAUUAAAAUUAACAAACACUCCGAAUCCAAUGUAAGGUACUUUUACAAUCUGAAAUAAUUAAUUUAGGCUAUCCAUUUAUUUGAUUAAACCCAUUUCAAAGUUAGUAUGUCUCAUCAUUGACACAUUCACUUCGGAUUUUUUUUUUUAAGUUUGAUUUAAUAAUGGAAUUGCAAAAAGCUAACCGAUCUUUUAUUCUUCAUAAAUCACAAUUUCCAUAUUUUUAGUUCAAGCCGUCCUUCUACAUUUCGCCCUCGAUUGAUGAUUGUUGGACACGAGGGCCAAGGUCAAACUACUUACAUUGCUCCUGCAAUCAUUCACAAGAUGGAGAAUUUGCCAGUUCACGUCUUAGACCUUCCAGCACUUUAUGCUGUUACAGCAAAAACUCCAGAAGAAUCCUGUGCCAAUGUGAGUGUUUGUUACAUUUCUUCAAUAAUUCAUUUUAAAAUACCUUUUUUUUUCCAAUAAUAAAUCAUUUGAACUUAUAAUUACUACCUUCUUCUCCAAUAAAUUUUCAACCAUCUUGCAAUGUAGUUAAGGUGGUCCACGGGUGAAAAAAUCGAAAGUUUGGUUAUUUUUUUCCAAAAUGAGAUUACUGUGUUUUCUGCUAGAUUAACCUCUUAUGUAUACUUUUCUGUAAAGUGUUGUUUUUUUUUAAAUAUAUUUUAAAUUUGUUAAAUAAAUAUUUAAAAGUGGUAUGGUAAGACUGCAUUUUCAGGAAAAUAAAACAGGCGAAGCCAAAGUUUGUCUUUUUAGCCCUUAGUUACAUGUAGUUCGUACAGCGCUACAUAUACAUAUUUGGUAUCGAUCGAAAGAAAAACGCAGCGGGAACGCAGUGAUUCCGUAAUAAAAAAUGGCAAAAUCAUAACGGCGAAGCUAUUUCGUACUUUAUAAACGAAUUGUAAACUUUAUGAUUUGUCGAGGCAUUGACCCCUUGACCUUUCCUUUUCCUACGAAUCUCUUAUUAAAAUUUGAACGGGAUUGAAUGUUUUCUUCCCAAAUUCCAAUUCUACUGCCGCUUUGGGUCUGACAAUAUGAUGUUGUUUUUCAAUGAACCUAUUAUCACUAAUUUUAAUCGAUGGACUCAAAAUCCACACAAGAAAUCAAAUAUGUACCAUUUUUGUGGAUUUACAUACCCUACCAAAUUGAUGGUAAGUUGAUUUAAGCAUUUUUAGAAUAAAUAAAAAAUUCCUAUAAGUAUUUAACAUUAUUUUUCUUUUUUAUAUAAUUAUCGCAUUAGUGCCAUGCUGUGCUAGAAUUAUCUCUCACUCUAGUCCUAACUAAACAAAACGUAGCCCACAGUAAACUUUAAAUAUAUUGUUUUAAAAAUUAAUCCUAAUAAAAUAUAUUAUAUAGCAUCUCUGGACUAUGCAAUUUUAUUUUCUCUGCCUAUAUAUUUUUAAAUGAAUUUUAUUUAUGUAAUGACUAUCGUAUCGUUUGAAAGUUUAAAAAUUAUUUUGAAUCACAUUGACUUGGAUAAAAUCCUAGAAUUUUUACUUUCUAUUUCUAUAAAUCAUUAUAAGCAUUUUUUUUUUAUCAUCUAAUCUCUAGAUUAUCUGUUGGCAUCUCCUUGAACCUAAAGACUGGAAAGUAAAGGAUCAUACCAUCGAAGAGCGGUCAAGAAGAAGAUUUUCUUCGUUCCUUCGAGGAUUCCAUUUUCCUCUCGAAGAGUAAUGCCUGCAGCUGCCUUUCCUGAAUAUGCUCUCAUGAUCGAUUCUAUUCUAAGAGCUAUUUAACACACAUCACAACACAUCUGUUGUGAACAUUUGAACAUGCAUUUAAUUUCUAGGGGUAUCACUGCCAGCACUGAUAUCAUUACAACAUUGCUUCAAUUAUGCAAGUCAGGCCUGCAGUGUGUUACAUGAUGAGUAUUGGACUUUACACAAACAAAAGAACAUUGAAAUUGGCUAUAGGAUAAGAAUACAGCCAAACAAGUAUCAAAAGACUUGCAUUAUGUUCAUGGUCUAUUUUUCAAUAACCAUAAUUACGUCAGCCCAGAUGCGUUCGGCUACAACACAUCUAAUACAAAGAUUCUGACUGCCAUUCUUUGUCAAUGAGAACUAAAAUAUAAUGCCAUGUCUGCAGUCUACUCAAGAAUCCUGAAGUACCCUACACCCUAAAGAAUUUUAUGACUAUGAGAGGAUGAAUACAGAAUGGCUGCCAUGCACUAUAACCUUUUAUGCAUAUUUUAAUUUUUUUUUAAUUAAAAAAUUAGCGUCUAAGGGUCGUGUAUUUUUAAAUUUCCAAUGUUUAUUUCUACGGCAUUUUAGAAAUUACUUUUUAAUCUUAUAUAGGGCACAUCUAAUUAUUUCAUUCAUCAACAGGUAAAUCUACAACCUUUCUUUGUAAAGUGACUAUUUGGAUAAGCUGUUUCAUAUUAUUUUAUUUUGCAUUUUCCAUUUUUUUAAAGGACGUCGGAUGAAAUAGGGUCAAAAGUAUUAGAGCUACAUGAUUCAAACCUUAUAUGCUUAUUUCCAUUGAUAUUAUCUACAUAAAGACAUGUGGGUUUUUAAAAAAAUGUCCAGGGUUUGUUUUUCAAGCUUUUUUUUUUACAUAAUUUUAAUUGUUUAUUUUUUUUACAGAGGUUGAAUUGGCUAUCAUUGAGGAAAAUUUUCUAUAAUUUGUAACUGUUUUUUUUUUUAAAAAUCCUUUAGAAUGAAUUGUGUAUAUUUAUAACCAAUGCAACCUUUAUAUUGUUUAGAGGGCCUGGGAUUUUUUCUAAUUAACUUAUUACAACUUUUUUGUUAACUCCACUUAGGAUUUUCCAUUUACCUCUGAUGUCAGAUUUAUUAAGAGGAAAAGUAUUAUUACCACGUGCUUCAAAAUUUGCACGGUUGUUUAUAUUGAUAUUUUCUACAUAAUGAUGGAUGUUUUUUUAUUGCAUAUCUCAUAAACAAAAUUCAGAAGUUUUUAUGAUCUCAUUAUUUUUAUUAAGCUCGAGGCUAUUGGGUUGUUGGAAAAUGCAUUCAUUUAUAUUCUUUCUAUUAUAUCUAUGUUCUUACAUUCUUUUACAAUUAACGAGUGGAAUGUGUUCAUGAUGUAUGCAUCCAAUAUUGUUCAAGUUACCUUUAAUUUUUUUUAAUAAGAAGCAUUUUUCAGUGUCUUUUUCAGCUUUUAUCGACUUAGCAUUUUCAAUUUUUUUUCUGCCGUCAAUUGAAUCAGAAGGAAUAGUUUUGGAACUAAAUAAUUGAAACUUUGCAUGCUUAUUUAUAUUGACAUUCUUUACUUAAUGAUGGAUGGAUUUUAAACAAAUUACGAAAAAUUUUCAGAAUUUGUUAUUUAUAUAUUUUAUUUAUUAGAUUCGUGGGGUGGAGUUUGAAAAAGUGUGUUAAUUUUUUUUUUCUAACUUUUUUGUCUAUGUUUUCACAUUGUUUUUUAAUUCAUGAAAGGUAUAUGUACAUGGUGUAAGCAUUCUAUACCGUUCAUGCAGCCUGUAAAUUAUUUUUUUUAAUAUAUAUACUUCUUUUUCAUUUUUCUCAAUUUUGCGUUUUCCGGAAUUUUUAGGAACGCCAAAUGAAUCGGGAGGAAAAGUAUUCCAGCUACAGGCUUCAAACUUUGCAUGCUUCUUUUCAUUUAUAUUCUUGACAAAAUAUAAGAGGCUUUUUUAAUAUAUAUCCAACUAGAAAAGUUUUAUAACAUUUUUACAUUUGCUACCCCUAAAAAUUUCUCGAAGAUUUAUGUGACCCCCACAUACAUGCCAUUUGUAACACUUCCAAUAACUGCAGUGUAAUAAGCUUCUUUAAAGUUUUUGUCAAUGUUAUUAUUGAUGUGUAUGCAAAGUUUCAUUAUGAUAUUGUAAUAAAAAAAUAAUUUUAUUCAUUUUGUGUAAAAGUCAAAAUUGUUAAUAAAUUUUCAAUAUUUUGCAAUAAAAGUAAAAAAAAAAAAAUUAAAUAAACUUUAUUGGUUUUUUGUCUUUCUGUUUGUGUAUGGUUUGUUUGUCCUUUUUUUUUUUUUUUUAAAUUAAAAAACAGAAAAAAAAAAUACCCAUGGACCACCUUAAUUUCAUCUUUAGAUGAUAAAUCUUGAAACAAAUAUUGUUUGCAACUCCUGUUUAGACAGAUUGUUAAAAUAAGGGGAUUAGAAUUGAUGAAAAGGAAUAUGAUUUUCAACUAAACUUUAUUAAUGGGUUGAAAUGUAUUCAGUAGCUUGUGUCUAACAUGUGACUGAAAAAUUUAAACCUUGGAUUUUUGUUUGUAUUUUAUUUGGUACAUACAUUUUUAAAAAUACAUAUGGCUUAUUUUCUGUUAAAUAUAUGUAAUUUAUUUCUCUAUAGGUGUUUCAUGAGGCCAAACGCAAAUGUCCAAGCAUUAUUUACCUUCCUUAUAUAAAUCAGUGGUGGGAUGUGAUGGCAGAAACUCUCAGAGCAACCUUACUUACCCUUAUUCAUGAUUUAAACCCCUCAUUGCCCUUACUAUUGUUGGCUACCAGCGAACAACCUUAUGCGAUGUUAGACCCUUUGGUGAGCACUUCUUGAUAUACUUCCAUUAAGUUUAUAUGACAACUUUUUAAAGGUACAGAGUUCAGCAGAAUUUUCUUUAAAAUUAUUUGCAGUUAACUCAGGAACAUCAUUUUGAGAAAAAUUCUAAAUGCUCCUUUUUUUAAUUUUUUUAAUAAUCUUAACUUAAUAAGCUGACAAAUAUACAUUUUUUUCAUUUAUUUAUGGGGGAGGGGUGUUAAAAAUUCUAUGCCAUUAACAGUAAACAGUAAAUGGAAAUGUAUAAUUUGUAAUUUUUCUAUAAACCAAAACAUUAAUUUUGUUACAUUUGUUUUAUAUUUUAGUUACAGUCACUUUUCAGUCAUUUAGCUGGUGAAGUUAUGGAGAUGAAAGAUCCUAACAGUGAUGAAAGAAGAACUUUCUUUAAAGAGCUCUUAAUAGACUAUACAAGGAAGCCUCCUCCUCAGAAAAAACAAGCAGGUACCUUAAAAUAUUAAAUUACAUUUUAAAAUCCAUUACUUUCAGGAAAACAUUGUUUAAAAGAAAAAUAAUAGUAGUAUAUAGCUCAAUAGCAAGAAGUAGAUUUAUUACACUAUCCUAGUUUAGGUUGAGUGUAGUCCAUGCAACAUUUAUAAUCUUAGAUUGUUGCUAUAUUUUUUUAAGAAUAACACUUUAUAUCCACAUGACUUAUAGAGUUUUUUUAAGCUCGUUCCGGGCACCUAGUACUAAACAAUCGUACAUUCAUCCACUAAAAUUUGUUGCUGCUCUUGCGAGUUUAAAAUAUUUUUUUAAAAAUUUAAAUCUGUAUUUUAUUUUAUUUCCUUAAAAGGUUACAAUAAUUCAGCAUGGCUUUCAAAGCUCAUGUGAUAAUGUGCUAAGUUUACUGGUCUAGCAGGUUGGGUAGAGGAUGAAACAAUCUUAACAGAUCAAUGUAGAAUUUAUUUGAAAUUAUUAAGGAAGAAAUAGCUUGGAUAUAUCUGAAGCCUACUUUAAAAACCAAUACUGUUACAUUAAUAGAUAAUAAUACUAGCCAGUGACCAUGGUGAUGGCUAGUGAACUUGUGAUGCACUCAUGGAUACCUAGGUAUCGUCUCCAUGGGUCAAAUUUCCCUUUCAGGGGUUUAAAAAGAUUUUGACAGCCCUAAUAAUAAGAUUGUAUUAAUGUUUAGUUUUUGCUUAUUCUUAUUGACCUCAGCUUAUAUUCAAAUAUCAACCAGAGUUAGCUUAAAUGAAAAUAAAUGAGGAAUUUUAAAAGGCAGAUUCAUGAAUGUUAAAAAUUAUAUUUAAAAACUUAACUUGAAACAUAUACAUCAAUUUCUUUUACAAAAAUUUUAAUACAACCAAAAGGUCUCUGUGAAUUUAACAAGUGAAGGGCUCUCUUGCAAUAAACAGAUAGGAUAUAAUGAAUUAAAAACAGUAACUUAUCCAUAGAGAUUUAAUCAAUAAUUCACUGGUUAUUUAAAGUUGUCAUUUCAACUCUGAAAAAAAGUAUCUUCCUGUCAUACAUUCUGGAGUAUUACUAUAUACCAUGCCAAGCAUGCAUUUAUAGCACAUUCAUUCCUCUCUCACAUUAGACUCUCAUGAUAAACAUCAACAUUGUGUACUGUUCACAAACUAUGUGAUUGUUGUCAGAAGUAACCCUGAAUUAGUAUUUGGUGAAUACUUAGAAUGUAUCAUUCCCAAGAGACAUUUUUAGAUUUUAUGUAAGGUAUAAAUAUUGUGCUUUUGAUGAAACAGGUGGAAUUGAUAACAUUUAUAUACUAGCAUUAAAUAAAGUGGCUUGAAAAGUGAAUGUCAACUCAAUAAGAUAAAUUGCUGUGAAAAUAUUGAACUGACAACUUUUUAAUGAACCGUUUUUUAUAAAAUUGUAAACUGACAAAUUGGGUUCUUUGUUAAAGUUAGUUCAAUACAGUGUCUGUAUAUAUUUUUUUAUAUAAAGUGCUACUUUUGAUGCACACAUUUACUAAAAAUAGCUGUGUUUUGAAUCACCGUAAUUUUAUUUUAUUCAAAUAAUACAAAUUUUGGCUACAAACAGAAAAUUUUGGGGGAAAAUACCAAACACCAUUGUAACCUUUUACUCGGGGCUAAAAAAAACUAACAUAAUACAUAUUAUUUUAAAGAUUUUUAUGGGAAACUGCUGAAGAAUUCAAUUAAUUUUUGGCAACUGAAUCUCAUAUUUUUUCAGGAGAAAUUCUCACACUUUUGAAUGAAUCACUUAAAGCAAAUUCGUUUUCCUUAAAUUUGGCAAAUUCAAACCAGAGGGUUAGAAUAGAUAAACGUAGAGCAACAACUCUUCUCCCUAACAACAUAAGCUCAUUAAAGUCAACUGGCUCAGUCAACAAGAGACAAAGAAAUAAGCGUUGUAAAUAUGAGGCUGACAAUUCAUUUGAAAUCAAUAUGCUUGAUACAAUGUCAGACUUCAAAAUAAAAAUACCUGAAUCGCCAGUGAAAAUGACAGAUUGUGUAAAAUCCAUUCAUGGUAUGACUCUAAGAUCGAAAAAUGCUAAUCUAAGUCAACUCAAUAGUAAUCAGUCUGCCAGAGUGUGUGAACCGUUCGAUGGAUGCUUUGUACUCAAGUCAAAAGAGCCAGCAUUGACUUCUACUUUUCAUAAGGAAACCUUGCAUCCCCACAAUAAAACUGUCCAAGAUGAGGUCUCUUCUACCAGAUCUUGGCAUGGUUGCAUUAACAGUGCUUUCAAUAAUCUUGAUGAUGCUAAUGUCAGUAAUUUAAUGAACUUUGGAACUAAAGCAGGAGCAAGCACAAAUAACACACCAAGCUCCUCAAAGCAGUAUAUCAGGAAUUUCAAUCAUUCUAAGAACUGUGAUAAUUUAAGGUGGCAAAUGCAAAAUAUUGAUUCAACAGUACUAAACACGAAGCAAGCAGAGGAUUACUUGCAACCACACAGCUCUUCAAAACAUUUUUGUCAUUUUGCCAGUAGUGUGACUUAUCAAAAAGAACCAUUGUCUUGUGGAUCUUUUCAAAUGCAAUAUAAAAAUGAAGAUAGAAAACACUGUGAUCGAUACAAGACCAGAAGUGAAGUUUUGCCUCUGAAUUUCAGAGAUUUAAGCUGUAGCCAUGUUACGAAAAUGAAUAAGGGUUUCAAGAAGAGGCUGCAUGUAAAGCGUCCUAAAAAUGCUCCUCAAAUACAUCUUUAUAAUUUACGACUUAAUAAACAAAGCAGAAAUGGUAAUAAUACAUUUUUAAAACGUUGAAAGGUAUUCAUUUGAUAAUUUUUAAAUUUAAUUCUAAAAAUUGUGCUACAAUCUGGAAUUAAAUUUAGAUUUCAUGUUUUAUUUCUUUACCAAAAAAAAAUUAAAAAAUCUCAGUUUGAAUUUUGAAAAUAAGCCUUUGAGAGUCUAAAAGAUAUAAAUUAUGAAACUUUUAAAUACUUUUUCAUUCUCAAAGAAUUUAAUUUUGCAACUCAACAUUUUUUUAAUUUGUUGAAGCUAUCCAAUUUUCAUCAUAUUUUAUACUUUUUAUUGUGUUUAAUUUAUUGUUAGUUAACCCUAUAACUAUUAUCAGCCUUUAUGUGGUGUCACAGAGGACAUAAUCAGCUGCUAGCAUAAUGUCUAAUCCUGGAGAGGGUCACCAUCUAGAUUGCAAAAACAGCUCAGAUUUUCUUUAUUGGAAUUAUUUCAAAUGGGUUAAAAUUAAAGAAUAGAUUUCAGAGAUAUUCUACAUGCUAGUAAUGGUAUUAUUAGUUCUAGCGGUGAUGGUGUCGUAAGUGUUUGAUAUUAACAAUUUUAGUCCUAAGCUUAGUCAUAUUGUUUGGACAAGGAUGGAAAUCUAACAGAUAAGACAAAGAUUGGAUCCCAAAGAUCUACCCUAAAGAGUCAAAGAGUAUUAAUUAAUAAAAAUGGAUUAAUAACUUAUGGAGAAGGAAUGUUUGAACUGAUUUCAUGCUUUCCCUCUUGUAUUUUGUAUGACAUAAAUUGGAAGAUAGUGAUUGAAAAAAUUCAAUUUUAAUUAUAAGUACUUAUAACUUGACAUUUUCUGAAAGAUUAUUGUUUCUAAUAUCUCAAAAGCUUGAGUUUAUGAUAAUUUGAAUAGUUUAUGGAGUAUUAGUUUGAGUUGAAUUCAGAAGUUGAUUAGUAAAAUUUUCACUCACUCUGUAAAGGUCAAUAUCAACAUACAAAUUGUAAAAACAAAUUAUUUUAAUGCUAUAAAUACCUUGUUAAUUGUACUUUCAGAAAAUGUAUACUUGUAAGGGUCUCAGAAUUCAGUAUAGUCUAGGAUUUUGUCAUUUUUUAAUAGCAUUGAAAAUGCUAAAAAUGUCUUGACACUACAGAAAAAUGCACUUGACAGUUAUAGGGUUAAAGAAGUGACUUUUUUAAGCUUAAAAUUUAAUCAUAACUUAAGUGAAAUUAAAGUGAUCUUAUUAAUCUUUGUAUUUUUAUGACGGGAUAAUUUUUUAAAAUUAUUAAUUUUAUGACACCUUUGUUAAUUAUCCAUCAUUGGAAUAAUGCUAAUAGCUAAAUCAUUGAAAUUUAUGUUGAUCUAUAGGUAAUCCUGUUUUCUUUUUUUUUUUUUCUUUUUUUUCCUAACUUGAAGCUCAGAGAAUUUUGGAAGUACUGCCUAAAGCUGCCCCACCUAAGCCUAGAGAACUAACCCAACAAGAGUUGGAUCAGUUGGUAGAGAAGGAGGAGCUCACUCUCAUGGAAUUACGGAUAUUUCUUAGAGAUGUUCUUAACAAACUUGGCAGUGAUAAAAAAUUUUCUAUAUUUGCAAAACCUGUCAAUAGAGAAGAAGUAAGUUGAUUUCUUUUGCUCCCUCUCUCACAGCAACAAAUAAAAUUUAAAAAUUAUGUAAUUUUUUAAAAAUGCAAUUUGACAUUCUAUUUGACGUCCACAAUUUUCUUUGCUGCAUUUAAAUUAUUUUGAGCUAUGAAUAUAGUGCAAACUUAAACAUAAAAAAAAAAUUAUUAAGACAUUCCCCAAUUUAACUUAGUCAGCUUAUAGUAUGCUGAAGAAGAAAAAAAAAGUUUUGCAACAUGCAUAUAUAUUAGGGUGGUUCAAAAAAUCUAAGUUGAAAAUAUCCAUUUGCAUUUAGGUUUUUUAAUUCCAGUAUGUCAAAAAAUAAUACAAAAAUUUUUUAAUGAAAAGUUAAGUCUGAGUACUGUCUCAGAGGGCUUCAAGUUUUAUAUAAUGUAGCCCAUUUAAAAUUCGUGUUAAAUGAUAUAGCGAUCACUUUUUUUCUGAAGUUCCCACUCUGAUGAUGUUAAAUACAGACUAGCAAUCUUUGGAACUUCUAACAGCUUUUCAAUUUUUUUAAUAAGAAACAAGAUGGGCAACUCUUUCUUCUUUUUGUGUUCCAUCAGUGAGAGCAGGAACUAGCUUACCAUCAAAGUGAACAACUAAUGAACAAUCAGCUAAGAACUUUUUUUUAAGGCAAUAAGUUCAGAUAGAUGUUUUUAUCUUGUCCUCAUGCUACUGACACUUAAAUUUUUUAAACAUCUUCUAGUGGAGCACUAAUUGAUUUUAUUGCAGCUGCAAGACUAUAAGUAUAAGCAAAUUUUUGAUUACUUGUAUUUGUAGAAUCUAAUGCAGCUGCCAAAUCCUGGGAAAUGCUUGCAAUUGAAGUAAUUUUUUUUUUUUGUGCUUGAUGAUGAUGAAUCUUUAACAACCACCCCCUUGCCUUCUUUACUAGGUUCACUAUCAUCAUUGAAUAAUUGGACAGUCUUACAACUUCAGAGGCUUCAAUUUUUCUCGAUUUCUCCUUUUUUUAUUUAAAACUAAGCCGUUUUUUUCAUUCGCUACUAAUUUUGUGUCAAUUUCACUGAUAACAUAUUUCCCCUGAGAACCUGAUCAGUGAAAAAUGCUUUGUCUUCAUCAAUUUUUAUUAGAUUGAGUGCACUGUAGUGUGAAAUACUUUUUUAAAAUGCUUUUAUGUUCACAAACUGUUUCUUUAGCAAAUUGGGCUUCACCGUGAUGUUUUUUUUUUUUUUUACAUACAUUACGAUACUUGGUAAGUAAUGCUUCUAACUUUCGAACAACACUUCUUUCUUCGGACACUGGAAUUUGAGCUUUACCUAAAAUUUCAAAAAUCUUCUCUUUGACAAGUUUUAUGACACUUUUUGUGCUUAAAUGAUCUUGUGGUGUAAAAAUUACAUUAUCAAAACAUCCCUUGUAGUUGAGAUGGGAUUGCAGCCAUUAAUGACAUGUACAAAAAAUAGUGCCAAUUUUCUAGGGCUGUGAGGCAGUAAUAAAUGAAUUACAUUUAAGGGAAUAUUUUUCUCAGGGAAUUUAUACAUAAAAAGUGAAAUUAAAGUGUUUGAAUUUCAUUAAUGUUCGGUUAUCACUAUAUGUUGUGAACCACCCUAAUGUAUAUUUAUGUCUUUCAAUUUUUAACUUAUACUUUAUUUGGAAUAUUUUUGCAUGAAGACUUACGUGUGGCAUGGCUAAUUAAUUUUAAAUCAAAUAUUUUAAUGUAUAUAAAUCUGUCAUGUUUAAUGGCAGUGAUUCUUUUUAAAAGAUGGUCAGGUUUUGUGUUGAGAGUUAUAGAGCUUUAGUGGAAACCUCCUCAAAAUACAGUAGAUAGAGGUUUACUCUGUGUUUAAAUCAGUGAAAAAACCAAAAAAGUGCAAAACCAGUGUGUCUACUUAGACAGAACACUAUCUAUGGAAAAUCACAUUAACAUGAUUUGCAAGGCGAUUUUUCUAGAGCUGCGCAGAAUUAGUCAUAUCAGACCUUUCUUAACGUUUAAUGCAACAAAUAGGCUGAUGUCUGCAUUCGUGCUUUCACGCAUGGACUACUGCAAUGCUCUCAUGGUGGGUCUUCCAGCUACACUCAUGGAUAAAAUUUAAAAAGUACAGAAUAAUGCGGCUCGCAUUGUCUUUUGCAAACACCAUGACCAUUCUAAAACACUUCUGAGAGAGUUCCAUUGGCUGCCGGUCCGCGGUCGCAUAGAGUUGCAUGACCAGGCGCCGUACUGUCUCAAAGCCCUCAUCACGCCUUAUGUACCCACUAGACAACUCUGCUCAUCCGAUAGUGGCAAACUCUCUAUACCACAUGUUCACCUUGAGACUUAUGGAAGGUGCACGUUCGCAUUUGCUGGCCCAACAAUUUGGAACACACUUCCUGCUGCUCUCAGAAACAGCCAGACACUGGAGUCUUUCAAAACCGAUUUGAAAAUAUAUCUAUUUCGCAAACACCUGUGGGGUGAUGUUGUCUACCAUCUUUUCCAGCUAGCUAUUGUCUCCUAGAUGUAUAGUGGCCUGUGUUGUUUAUGGUUGCAAGGUAUGAAAGACUUAGAAUGGGUAUUCUGGUAUGUAGUUUUUGUAAAGUUGCGUUUAUAUUUCAAUGUGAUAAAAUAUAGAUUUUUUCAUUUCUCUUUUAAUAUGGAUGACUUUGUACCACGCUUCGAGCCUUUGGGGAUGAAGCGUGAUUUAAAAAUAUAAACAUUUUUAAACCAAGACCAACAUUUUUUUAUUUUUUUUAGGCUCCUGAUUACUAUGAAAUUAUAGAAAAUCCUAUGGAUCUCUCCACCAUGAUGGCAAAGAUUGAUCUGCACGAAUAUGGGACUGUUCGUGCAUUCAUGAAUGACAUCGAUUUCAUCUGCUCCAAUGCUUUGGAAUAUAACCCAAAUAGAGGUCCUAUGGGUUAGUUACAUUGUACAAUUGCUAGCCCCUAAUGUCAAACUUUAAACAUUUUAUUAAAUACCAUAUUUUAUGGACUAAAAGACGCACUUUUUUUUUUGAAAAUAUGUCUCCAAAAUUCAGGUGUGUCUUGUACUCAAAAUUAAUAUAAAAACGGUUUUUAAAAAAAAAAAAAUUGUAAUUGCUUAAAAGUUACGGUGCGUCUUAUAGUCCGUAAAAUACGGCAAGGAUUGACAAAUAUUAUUGAAAAUGUUGCUUUUUAAAGGAUUACAUCUCAUUGAUUACUAAGUUAUAUAGUUUGCUUUGUUUCUAAGGCUAAAAUAUCUGAUGUUUUUUUUUUGUCUUGACAUUAGAUAGAGUGAUCCGCCACAGAGCAUGUGCUUUAAAAGAUACAGCAUAUGCCAUCAUUAAAACAGAGUUGGACAAAGAUUUUGAAAAAAUGUGUGUUGAAAUUGAAGAAUCCAGAAAACGAAGAGGUAAGUUUGGUACAAUAUUUCACCCAAGCUGUGUGCAUGCAAUAAAAGCAAAUACAAAGAAACUUUGCUGUGAAGAAAUGUUUUAGGUGUAAUUUCAGAAUCUUAUGAUCUUAAAAAAUCUCCAUAGCUUUAACUUUUUGUUUAGUUAAAACAGAGAUUAAUUUUGACAUGCCAUACCCCUUGUUACUGACUUUGUAUUAAUCUCGGUGUUGUAUUUUUACAAAUGUUUCUCACAGCUGCCUUUUUUUUCCCCAUUUUUUAUUAGAGCUGGUACUGAUUAAAAUUUUAGUAUUCAAUUAAUCAAGAAAAUUUUUAAUCUCUUAAUUUCAAUUAAUAAUUACAUAUAGCUUUUAGCUGAUCUGCUUGCAUUGCAACUCUGCAUUUGUCUGUGGUAAAUGUAGCAUACACUAUACACAAUCACCCAACACUAGUUAAUUGCAACUUAAUUUCAAACAAAUGCGUUGUAGAUUCAAACUUUAGUAUUGACAUGAGUAUGUUUGUCAAAAAUAUUUAAUAAAAGACAGUUCAAAAACGUAAAAAGUUAAGUUAUUAAACUUAAUGGUAUACUGACUGACUGUCACUUUAUCCUGUAAGCGAUUCGUCAUCUGAGGACUGGAACUCAGAGUCGCUCAGCAACUGAGUCAGUUUUUGUCUCUUUAGCAAAGGAGCUAUUGUCUCAUCAGUGCUGGCUUCUUCUAAGCCUGUUGAAUGUCCUGCAUGCUGUCUUCUGCCAUAGAAGGCCCUGAAUGCAUUUGACAAUUCUGUCCACUCUUUCUCUUUUCUUAAGACAGAUGAGUUUCUUGUAACAUGGAUCUAAGGUUACAGCCAUUAACAACGUUGGCAGAGCAUCAAUGCCUUCUAUUCUGUUUGUGCAGUCAUUCAAUGUUGCAGUUUUAAAUCGUGCAAUGUAACCUGGAUCGUCAUCGUUAACCCAUAACAGUCUAUGCAAAUGGUCUCUAAAGGAAGAACGACACUUGUCACAUAUUGCUCACUCCCAAUAAAUUCCGUAGCAUCUGCCACUGAACCUAACACUGCCACAAAUUUGGCAAUUUUUUCCAGUCUGACUGUCAGUUUAGGUCCACUGUAGCUUUUUGGAUGAUCGAUGUGAUACUGCAUUAUGACAUCUUUGUCUUCCAACAAUCUGGCCUGCUGCAAUUUGUUGAACAUGACAUUAUCUUUCGGCUAACUAACACUGGCAUGGCUGCUCUUGAGUUCAGUUCUGUUAGCCCAGCUGUGGUUGAAAUGAAGAGUCAGCUGCCUUCAAAACCCGCUUAUAUGCUUAUUUGAAGAUAAUGUGUGAUACAUGGUAAAGACUGUAAUCCGUUCAUCCGAUAGCUGGCUACAACCAUGUUGCGUGCACUGUCUAUUACAAGACAGCAUAUUUUAUCAGCUAUGUUCAAUGUUGCAGCAAACUCUUCAGCAGUCAGCAACCUAAAGCUAUUGAUGUCACUCUCCAGUCGGAAUCAAUCUAGUGUCCCAUUAUUCCAUAGUAUGUAUGAUUCGUUGUUUGAAGUCCAAAAAUCAGUAGUGAGAGCAGUAGUCUGAAUACUUUCUAUAGCUUUCAUGUGCUCUUUCAGCUUCUCAUCAAACAUCUGACCAAUCACAGUGUUGAUUGUAUAGCAACUGGGUAAAGCUAGGACUGGUUUAGAAGAGCUAUACGUAGUACAGUCUGUAUUCUAUCAUCUUCCACAAUUGCUGUUGGACGUCCUGAACUUAAAAUCCCCUGAACAAUAGCAACUUUCAAGUCUGCAUUAACUUUUUCACUUACAGGCUUGUUUGACUGACAUGACAAGAGUGGAUUUAUUGAAUUUACCUGAAAACUGUUCUGCAUGACACUGUCGAUAGCAUGUUGAUACUUGAGCAGAUGUUUCUGCUGUAUCUGAACCACGGAAAGCAAACUGCUUAUUGCAGUAAACUUUGUCGUCAUCUUAUACUUUGUUGUCAGCAGUUAGCUUAAAAACAAAAUGAUUGCUCAACUUUCCGCUUCAAUGCUUAACUGCAACGUUGCGGUGAUCAUUUGCCAUUUUUGUUUACUGUCUAAACGGAAAUAGAAAUCUACUCAAAUCUGCUAAAGAUAAUACUAAGCUAAAUAGUAUGCAAGAGAAUAAGUAAACAAAAAUUUUGGUCCAAAAUACUAAUAAUUAUUUGAAAAAUUACUGAUUAAAGUAAAUUUAAUCAAUUAAAAAUUUUAACGAAUAUUCAAUUAAUUAAUUGUUAAAUUUCGCAGCCCUAUUUGUUAUGUUAAAUAUGUUACAUAUCAGACAUUGUUAUUUUUUAAUGUAGUCACAUUUACGUAGUGUUCACUGUCCAUUACUUGCUAUUCAUUAUUAAUAAUUUUGAUAGAAACACACUACCCCCCUCCACACAUAACUAUAUACAUUUCUAAUAGCCUACUUUUAACAGUCGGUUAGCAAACUGUAAGGAAGUUGUAGUUAUGUUUUAAAGAUAUCCUCUGCAAGGUUUAGAUUGUUCUUAUAAUUGAAAUUGCCAUGGCCAAAGAAACUGAUGGUACAUUUUCCAUACAAGAUUGAAAUGGAUGGAUAUUUUCCAUAAAUGGUUAUUAAUAUGGUAAGGUAAAUUAGUACUUGCAUUAACAAAUCUGAGCAUAAAGUAUCUAUAAUGUGUCAUUAUUAUAUUUAGGUGAGAAGUCUACCACAGUGCCUAAUUUUUACUUCACUAAACCAAAUACAGAGCAGCAGCCCAGCAGGUCUCAAACUGUUACACCUAGCUGCGUGGAAAAUCUAAAACAAACGCGUACAAUUCCAAAGCCAGAGGGUGAGCGAUUUAGCCGUAGGGUUAGAGGACUAAAUAUUGAUCCAGUACCCCCAUUAGAAGCUGUUGAGAAAGUUUUCAAAAUGUCUAGAGUUACUGCUUCUCCUCACUGUGAAGACAACAAAAAUAAUUCCAAUGAAGACUCUAGCAUUCUUUUGAUAAAUGAGUCUGACAGAAAAUUCCUUGAGAUUGAAAGCAGAAGCUCAACAUCAGGAACUAACAUUUCAACAAGAGAGGAGAGACUGGUGAAUAAUGGUCCCAAGACCACCACAGGAAAUAAAUUGCAAUCACCUGCCUUAAGUGCCAGUAAGAGUAAGAAAAGGAAGCAAUGCGUUUGGUGUAAACCAAAACGCAAGCGAAUGAGAUUCACAUCAAAGAAUCUAACGAGUAAUCAAGUAGCUGAUGAAAGACAGGAAUAUGAUAUGAAUCCUGAAGAGAGUGGAGAGGAAACCCCCCUUAAAGCUACACAAGAGACUGAUGUCCAUCAACAGCUUAGGAUUGAAAUUGCUGAUCAAGAAUGUAAGUGAAUAUAGGAUAUUUUCAUUAAUUUAUUUGUGGUCUACUUUGAAUAUUUAAAAAAAUUACUAAAAAUAUAUAUAUAUUGGAAUAUGUGAUUAACAAUUUGUGAUUUUACUUUAAACAAUAAAAUACAUCCAUCUUAUUUUUUGUCUUCAUUUUAGAAUUUGAUGCUAUCAAAUUUGCAAAAUUAAAUAACUUACUCCUAUGUUGGUCGGGUUUCUGAGUCAGUAAGAGAUAGGUAAAGCUUGGAGAAUCAUGGUUGAGCCAUAAAAAUUAGUCCAAAAAUUGUUUAGCACAUCCAAUGUUUACAGCAGGAAUAUAGAUAUUUAACACUUCUGUAAAGAAAAAAAUCAAAAUCUCUCUGAGAUCACUAAACAUAUGCUCAUAUCACUAACUGUACUUCCAAAUGGAUUGUAAUGUAGUGUAAUGAAUUAAAUAUUCUUUUAAUAAUUUUUUACCAGCUGAGAGCAAGGAACAGAAAAGUCCUGCCCGAUCAUCUACUCGGUUAAAGAGUCCAGUCACAAGUUCCACUAGAGUUAGCACUAGAAGAAGUAGCAUGAGUCCUUGCAAUACAAUAAAUGUUGACUUUAACACGUCCAGUCAGCCUCAGGACAAAAAUAUUGAAACUACCAAAGAUAAUAAUAAUCAAACCCAGCAGUUGUCAUUACCUGUUGACAGAGAAGAAAAAUCUGAUAUUACUAUGAAUGGUAAAUAUACUCAACUCUUGAAAUCUUUAUUUGGGGAAAGAAUUUAUUUUAUGAAAUAUUUUUAGUGCCUGAAAUGAAAUCUUUGUUUUGCUAUUAUAAUUAACAAAAGGCAACUAGCUAAUAAAUAUUUAGUAACAUUUAUUUUUUUUUUAAAUCUAAUACUUUAUCUUACUUUUUUUUUCUCCAAUACUUAACACAAACUAAAGUGGCAAAAUACAAAUUUGAAUACAUUUUAAUUUCAGAAAAUCCACUUGGAACAAAUUAUCAGACGGAGGCAAUAAAGCAACCAGUAUCCAUAAAUCUUCAUACAACAGAACCAAGUGAUAAACCCAGUGUCGUGAAAAGGUUAGACCUGGACUUAGUAGCAAUGGACAGUGGUGUUGGGAGUUCAGUUGACAGCAAUGGGGAUUCUCGGGACAGCACAGAUCACAAUAGAGAGGUUUGUAUAGUUCAAACAUUUGAAAUUUAACUUUAGGCCUUUAUUCGCUGGACAGUCUACUUCAUUUAAUUAUCUCAUUUAUCAUCCCUUACAACACAUAUCAAAUUCAUUCCUAAAAUCUAAAACACUAAUUAAUAAAAGGUCUUAAGUAUUGAGUUAUAUUUCAGUGGAUAAAAUUUUUAACGGCUAGAGAAGGGAUAACCACAUGGAUUUUUAUGGAUGUACAGGUUAAUUCAAAACACUCGAGAUUAAACAUUAAGUUAAUAGAUUGAGCACAAAUCAUUUUCCGUGCCUUAUUUCAUUGUGCCAUUUUCCACUCCUAAUGUCUCUUCUGCCUUUCACAAACUCCCUAUUUAACUUUUCAUGGCCAUAAAUUCUUUCUUAAGCUACUCCUGCCUAACAUAACCCUCUCAACUGCCUAAAAAUUUAAAAAGUGAAAAAUUAACUUUGAACACACACACACACCCAAAGCUCUUUUCAUGUCACUUGAAUUUUUUUUUGUUUAAAUAUUGAAUGUAACUCAAUGUCUACUACUCACGCCUCAACUUUCUUUUAUCAACAGGGUACUAAUAGUUUGAAAUCGUCUUCAGCCAUUUCAACAAUAAAUGGUAUGUGCUUUUGUUAGAUACAAGCUUACUUAAUAAUAUGAGUAGAAUUAGAACACAAUGUUUUAUUUUUAAUAACUGGUCUAUUAAUAUUCAUGAUAUAUAAAAUAUUGGCUUAUUAUAUUAUCGAAGUAUCUACAUGACCAGGUCACUUGACCGCCGUAACAAAGUUGUGCAAGACAUUUGUCCAUCAGCCUUGUCAUGUGACCACUAAUAGUCGAUCAGUACAAUGUCAUAGGUCUAAGUCUAAACACAUGAAGAAAGUCACACAAAGUCUGCAGGUAAAGGGUCAGUAAAAGAUCCAAGUCUCAUGUGGGUUAUACACCAGAGUGUUCCCUCUCAAACUUCUCACCAUGACACAUCCCAGUUUUCAGCAUCCCUAUAGAUCGUAAUUAAAAAUCUGCCAUCUUUCCACAACAAACGUACCCCCUUUAGGCACAUUCACGCGAGUCAAAGACAAACUAUACAUGUCUUUGGGAUCAUGGCCUCAGGGAGUCACUAUUCAUAGCCUACCCACUCUCCCUGGAUCUUAAGACCUUGACUGUUACGGUCAUCCUGAGACACUACUGUUAUUCCCCUCCCUAAUUCCUGUAAGGACUCUUUCGUUUUCUCAACUACUUCAGGUGCAUCGACUUUUCCAGUCUGAUGAUGACUAUUGGGACAAGGUCCUUGAGAAGAUAAACUUUAGCUAUUUCCAGUACUCAAGCUCAUGCUUUCAGAUCUUGUCCGAAUGACCAUGGCAACAGGACCAAACUUAAUCUCAAAUAUCGUCCCCACCAACUCUUAUCCAAACAUGUUUUCUUUAAAAACCAUGCUAUUUUCCUUGCCGACCCUGACACCCACAACAUUUUCUCAACCCUGCCUCUCAAUGUAUUCAGAAGAGAUAAGAAUCCAUGAGAUGUUCUUGUUCGUAGCCAUCUCCAUGCUACCCCCUCCCACUUAGAAACCAAGCCAUGUAGACACAGCCUUGCAAAACUUGCCCCUUUUUCAUCCAUACUUAACGCAUUCCCUUCCCUAAGGGUAAUUUUUCAGAUAAGGGACAGUUUUCAUUUGCACCAGCAACCAUAUAAUCUACGCCAUUGUUUGCUCCCGCUGUGUCAAAUAGCUUUUAUGGGCGAGACUGGACGGCGUCUCUGUACAGAACACCUUUGAAAUAUUGCACAAGAUAAAGUGUCCUAUCUCAAAACACAUCAAUAGAAUCAACAAGGGCUUCAGUGAUUUACCUGUACUAACACGCACGCCAGGGUGAACUUAGAGAACAAACUGAUAUAGACUUAUGGGACCUUAAAUCUACAUGGCAUGAAUGUCAUGUUCUCCUGCACUUAUUAAUCUUUUUUCCGUUUCCUCCAGUUUACAACCAAUCGCUGUGGACUUACUUUUCCUCUUUUACUUCCCCUAUUACCUGAAUUAACUCUCUUACCUGCUACUGAACUGUUACAUUCCUCUUGCUGUCUUCUCAGAUACAACAUUUCAACUAAGUGUUUAUUUUAAUUUGUGUUAACUCAUUUCUUCGCUGAAGGUUUCUUGCUGACACAUUCAUUGUUUUGUUAACAUCCUUUUUCGGGUUUUCCCAUACCUUAUUUCACAUAUUUCCUUCUACCUAACCUGAUGGAAGUAUCUUCCCCCUUAUUAUCAUUAUAACAUCCCGUGUCGCUAAAGAAAGUAGUAAUAACAAGAAUUAAUUAAUUGAAAUCAACAUCGUUUUUAUUAUUUAUAGAUUUAAAUCAGAACUCAAACUCUGAAAUGACAAGCAGAGCAAGUGCAAUACUGGACAAGCCCAUAAAAGAAAUGAUUAUUGAUGGAAACCGACUGACAUCUUUGUUGAAUCGUUUAGUUGCUCGUUCUGAUGGCUACAAUGUUGAUCGUCUUGAGAAAAUAUAUAGUCACCUCAACCAAGUUAUAUAUAGGCAUAGACACAACUACAAUAGAACUGGCAUGAUUUUAG